AUGUAUUAGAAGAUUAAAAAAAAUAAAUAAAACCCAAUCUAAUACUAAAAUCUAAAUCCCUUCAAGGAAGCAGAGAAGAAAUACAAAUUCUAUGCUGGACUCCAAACCGAUUUUAGCGAACUCAUCGAUGUCAACAAUCUAAAUGAACAAUAAAUGGAACAACAAGGAAUCCAUAAGAAUGGCUCAGUCUAUCAAUUUGAUUACCCUCAAGGAGUCAUCCAAGUCAAGGGUUUUCUCAACCUCGACGAUCAAAUUCGCAUUUCUAAAUUGUGCAUGAAUGAGUACAUCAAUCAACCCUACAGAACCAAUCUGUUCAUCUACAAGGAAGACGAGAACUUCGAUAAGUUCAUAGUCCACGAUGAUAAGAGAUAUCACUUUAAUAAUAAAAUAAGAUGGGCAAAUGUUGGCUAUCAAUACGAUUGGAACAACAGACAAUAUCCACAAGAAAAGACUCAAGUGCCUGAUCCAAUCUAAGAGAUAUCUCAAAGAGCUAACAACUUCUUAUAAUUGUAAAAUCAAUACCAGAGUGAAUCAGUCAUUAUCAACUUUUACUAAUCUCACGAUUACAUGACAGGCCAUCUGGAUGAUGCAGAACUAGAUUAAGAUUCACCUAUCUACUCCUUUAGUUUUGGAUUGUCAAGUGUUUUUGUUAUCGGGGGACCAACAAAGGAUGAAAAACCAAUUGCCAUCAAACUUGAUUCUGGAGACCUAUUAGUUAUGAGUGGCCAUGCUAGGAAAUGCUAUCAUGGAGUCCCCAGGGUUCUUGCAGACUCAUUCAAUCCCAAAUAGUAUUGUCUCAUUAAACAUAUUAGAAAUCCAUUUCAGUAAUAAUAGCUUGAUGGCAAUGUUAAUGCUGAUUUUCAUGUUUUCAAUUACUUAUCAGAACAUAGAAUUAAUAUAAACACAAGAUAAGUAUACAAGCCACAAUUAGAACAAUGA
This is a messenger RNA of Paramecium tetraurelia, 939 nucleotides long. RefSeq lists its product as uncharacterized. The transcript has 2 exons. Lineage: Eukaryota; Ciliophora; Oligohymenophorea; Peniculida; Parameciidae. Gene Ontology annotation, cellular component: nucleus; cytoplasm. Gene Ontology annotation, molecular function: oxidative RNA demethylase activity; broad specificity oxidative DNA demethylase activity; ferrous iron binding. The record is from RefSeq and is a predicted model, not a curated record. Gene Ontology annotation, biological process: oxidative RNA demethylation.